AGGAGUUAGUUACAAAGGUGAUGUACAACGCCCAUUAUCUGAUGUAGUGCAACAACAAGGUUAUUCAUCUCAACAAUAUUCAAAGCCACGCCCAUUAUCUGAUGUAGUGCAACAACAGGGUUAUUCAUCUCAACAAUAUUCAAAUCAACGUCCAUCCUUAGAUUUAAUUAGUCCGCGAAUUACUGGUUUUGCACAGCCAAUACGUCAAGAAAAACUGUUCAUGAAACGACAACCGAUGAAAUUAAGUUUCGCUGAGAAACAAAGAUCAUUCAGUGAUAUAAACCAACAACAAGUUCCAACAUAUCAACAAUCAUAUCGUGGUAGUCAAUUACAACCAUUAGCUGAUAUCUCCACUAAACAACAACAACCUCUCGGUUCAGAAUAUGAUUCAUCCACUAUUCUAAGACAAAAUGACAUGAUGCCAUCAUC
Didymodactylos carnosus is the source of this 429-nucleotide messenger RNA. The record is from the annotation of a GenBank genome assembly. Lineage: Eukaryota; Metazoa; Rotifera; Eurotatoria; Philodinida; Philodinidae.